UUAUUUUCAGAUAUCGACGAUUAGCGAUACGUUACAAUCCUAAAAGAACAAAGGGCGAAUGUUUGAAUGCUAUUUUCGCUUUAGUGGCCGAAGCGUACGAUGUGCUUUCAGAUCCCCUUAAAAGAACUAUGUACGAUCAAUUCGGCGAAGAAGGUCUUAAAAAUGGCGUGCCUGGAGCCGAAGGAUUUAUUCAACCGUACACUUAUCAUGGAGAACCGAUGAGAACUUACAAGUAUUUUGAUCAAACAAUCGCUUCAACGUAUACACAAGUAAAAUUCUAAUCCUAGGGAUAGAAUUUUACUAAUUCUAUUAUUCUACUAAUACUUCUACUCUUCUCUACUCUUCUACUCUUAUUAUACUAAUUCUAUCCCUUUGUACAUUGUAUGUUAUUUGUAUGGCAUUUUAUUUUAUUUGUUCCUUCCUUAUUUGUUUUUACACUUUACACUUCGCCAUUGAUUGCAUUGAUCCUUCGCUUGACCCAACAACUUGAAACCACAUACACAGUCACUUUGAAAACUUUGAAUAUUUACGAUUCGAUCUACCUGCAUGUUUCUCAUCAGCAGCAUCUCUGCAGGGAAUUCUUCGGUACCGAAAGCCCUUAUGCUGAUCUACUCUACGUAUUAACACAGUCUCUGACUCUGCUCGAAUUUCCCGAGGGUCGAGGUAUAAAACGCAAGGAAGAACCUCUGAUAAAAACCUUGUAUCUAACCCUAGUGGAGGUACCAUAUCGACGUUUUAUUUAUUUAUAGUUUUCUUCUGUCAGUGUUAAUCACUGAGUAGACAAUGUGCGACUCGCCCCGUUGUAUCGCCCCUUUAUCACUUGCACACUUUCACAAAAGUGUCCAUUCCAUCCGUCAUUGACAAAAAUUUGCUAAACUAAUACAACUGAAUUAAAUUAUUAACUCAGUGAGACAAGCGAUCUUCCUUCAUCUGUAUACACACUGACGAUCAGCUGUAAAUCCAUCUUGCUUACAUUAAAUAGGUUUUCCUAUCAAGCCAGGCAUCCCGACGGGAACGAGGAUAGUAUUUCCAGAGGAAGGUGAUCAAGGACCAACGAAAAUCCCCGGUAAAAUUGUCAAUGACAAUUGAAGCAAAGUACUUGGCCUUCGUUUGAUACAUUUCUGUCCAAUUUCUGCCUUCUUCGUGAACAGUUCGUUACAGCCUUUUAGCUUGUAUAUCGAUUGGUAUUUCGCGGUGGGUGCAUUUAAAAUGCAUCGUACGUUUCAUAGCGGACAGAAAUGGGUUAAUCGUAGUGGCUCGCAUAAUAUCUUUACUCAGUCCAAAGCACGUCAGCGUAGCGGAUGUAAUCUUCAUCACGGAGGACCGGCCUCACGAGACCUUCCGAAGAGAGGGCUCUGACUUGCACAUGACGGUCGAUAUCUUUCUGCGAGAGGCACUGACCGGAACAGUGGUCACCGUCAACACCCUCGACGACAGAACCCUUCGAAUACCACUAACGUCUGUCAUCACGUAGGCCAGACCACAGGAAACGCAUAGCUGGCGAAGGACUGCCAUUGCCGGAGAACCCAAAAGAAAGAGGAAGUUUAAUCAUGUCGUUUAACAUCGAAUAUCCGGUGUAUCUGCCAGUGUCGAAUAAAGCUUACGUUAAACGAGCGUUCAACACGUCGGAGGACAUCAGGGACACCGAAUACGUGCAUCGUCUUAUACUGGCCAAUAAAAUGCGUAGGAACGUGGAUUUUGAUGUUCCCGUGCGUCGACAGCCCGACGAUUGCGAAACGAACGAAUUAAACACUGUCCGUAACAUUUGACUUUCCAUUGAUCUUUUAUUACUUUAUUCGUGUAAUUCCACCACUCGAAUCAAUGCUUGAAAACUCGUCGAAAUUGCAAAUGAAAAAUGUAUGUACAAUUCAUUAUACGUUAUUACAAACAAAUUUACUAUACCUAUUAUUCGAAUAUAUUAGCGCUCGAUGGCCUCUUAUAUAAAAAUUAAAUACAAUUAAGCAAAGCUCUCUCUUUGCUUUGAAGUUCUCCGAUCUGCCCGUUACUUUACAAAAUGGAUCUCGCCGUUGUCACACACAGAUCGCAAUUUCUGAAAAUCGUCCAAGUUACAUUGAAAUGGUUCCAAACGGUUUCUGCUACUUGCCGAGGCGAUUCAGGCACAGAUUUCAAACGCGGUUGGCUGUAACGGCCAAUUGCCUUGGCGAUCGCCUUGGUACCGCGCUCUUGCGGUGCACCACGCAACCUCCAUCGCAGCGAAACGCGUAUGUACCGUGCGCAGUCAAUAAUCGAUCCCUGUCCUGCGGAUUCUUCUGUUCUUAUCUAUUUCCGCGGAACUUCUCAAAGCCGCCGGAUUCCGCCGAACCGGUUCCACGGACCGCGCGGACUCGUUCGAUCGCGGCGGCGAGGAAGCGGGGACAACAACUGGCGGAUGUCGUGAAUGUCGAACGAAACACGAUAAUCUCGGGCAAUCAUAUGACUCCUCCGCACGUGACUUUAUUUACAGUUGACUGAUACUCGCGAACAUGUAUGGUGUAGUUCCCUGUGACAUGAUAGACCGAAAACGAGACAAAGUUGGCGAGCAAUGCGGUAGCUAUAAACGGCCGGCUCGUUUAUAAUGCCUUUGCUUGAUAAGUUGUUCCCCUCGAGGAAGAGUUUCAGAAACAACGUGCAAACCCUCGUGGCGUCGAAUGUCGGAACGGAAGGAGACGAUAGAAACUCCGCGUUAUGCAUUGGAACAGGUCACGUGCGGAUUUUGUUAUUCCGCGAGUGCGAAUGGCGCGGAAGGAAACUCCUCUUUGAUUCCCUCCCGUUGGAGAGAAGAUGGUGUAAAAAUAAAACGACCGCGUUCAAUAUUAAAAACAAUGCCGAUUCAUCGAACGUCGGGUCGAUUAGUCUCGGGAGCAAUCCCAUGUUCGAGUGUCCCGACCGAGUUCUGGAAAUCUAUCGGGAACUGAAUUGAACACUGGUGUCAGGAAAAGCUCGACUUGCUCCAGCACCGGUAGUGGGUGGAAUAUAGACAUACCACCACCGACAGGGAGUUCGCAAUCGUUGGAGAGUAAUGGUUCCUCUGGUAUCGGUAGUCUUUCAAGCUUGCGUCGAAGAUGGUUGCGUGGAGCCUCCACCUCUUUAGCGCGAUCAGAUUCUGAUGAUACGUUUGGAGUGCAAUGCUGGCCCGAGAGUGGAAGCGAUAAUAAAGAGGGUCAUAAUAAACGUCAUAAAACGAGACUCGGAUUAACGAUGUUGGUCCAAUUAGCCGAAGGCCAUGAGAGAAGAAUAGAAAUUCGUUUGUUGGAGCACAUGGCUCUGUUGGAAGGAAUGCUAGAUCGCUUGCGAUAUUUCUGUAUUGACUCGAGUAAUGUUAAUGCUCAAAAUAAAGGAAUGCAGCUUCCUGAACGUCUUUAUAGAUCUUCCUCGCAGUUCAUUGUUUCGUUACUACGUUUACUUACAAACAUUAAUGCUGAUUUAAACUCACGCACACCUUUAUUAUGGCAUGACAUACUACUCAAUUCAGUGAAGAUAGAGCAUAAAAUGAAUACGCUGCAUCGUAGUUUGGAACAGAUGUGUCAGCUGUUGGAUAAUAUCGACACAAAGUCGACUAAUUUAUGGAGAACUUAGGCACCUGGUAUCCUUGUAAUCCAUUAUGGGCUCAAUUAGGCGACUUGUAUGGUGCAUUAAGUAAUCCCAUCAGAGUUGCACACACGGUUGUCGCGGGUGAUCCUCAAAAAAUCGAUUUAGUUAAUUCUGUUCUCUUCUUCUUGUCAUACUUUAUUCGUAGCGGAGUAGUACAGAAACGAUACGAAUAUUGCAAUGUUACUGAGGAAGACAUUCAAGAAGCUGCAAGUCUUCUGGAACAAGCGAGAAUAAAACGUCCGCAUUUAUUUACUAUGAAAGCGACAAGCAACGAUCGAGAAUCUGUAACUUGUCGACGUGCAUCACGCACGUCUGUUCGGAAAAAAGUUUCCGCACAGGAGUUCUCGUACGACGCGGAAGACGAUAACGCCAUUAUGCAACGCUCCUAUCCUCAAUACAACGGAGAAGAAUUAAGAACGGAAGGAUCUAUUAGCUCUCUUAAACGUAGCAUCACAAUGGAAUCGAAUCUUGAUUCGUUGAUGCUGAAAUCGGUUGAACGUGAAACAAAAUUCAUUUUGAAGGAGUAUCCUCACGACGAUGACGGUAAUGAAAAAAACACCGUCGACGAGAAAACCUGUACAUCGAGCAAAGUUAAAAUAGUAGUAAGCGAAAUUGCAUCACAAGAUGUUGACUCGGGCAAGACUGACAUGCAACACCAUCCUGAAUUUUCGCUGCGUAAUUUUGAAAAGAAGAUGGAAGACGAUGAUUUGGACGAGGCGUACACGAAUUCUAAGAUAGAUGCUUUUCAGGACUUUGAUGAUACAUGCCUUGAUACAUUGAAAUUACAUUCAGCCAGGCCAGAAUUUCAAACUAGGCAAAGUACGGAUAAUGAGAUGAAGAAUUCCCAUGUUUCUUUCACGCUCGGUGAUGAAGAAAAAUCUGUAAAAAACUUGUCACAAUUACGACUUGGAUACGAUUGUCAGUGUUCGUACAUGUUCACGAGAGUACCGAGCACGUCUGCACAAUUGCCAGAAGGUGUAUUAAGAAAAAUUAUUCAAAGAAACUUCCCUGAGUCAUCCAAAAGCAUUCACCCACCAGGAGCAACUUCACGAUCUCUGAGAUUUUGUCAAAAAUGUAACGGGCAAGGUUACGUACCUUCACAAAAUUACGAUAGCUGCAAACAAGUUUUGGAAACUCCGACUAACGCAACAGAAGUGUUGCGCACCUGUGGUAAUACCGUGGGCGAUGGAAAUGUUGGAUUAUCAAGAUCGAGCAGUCUAGAAGCAUUGAUGGAAGCUAACAGUGUUAUCGAAUUACCAAUGCCACGGUCAGUGUCGUGGACUACAACAAACAUUUAUAGCAAGACAAAAAAAAUGAAAAAGACUGACUCAUAUCAGGAGACAGGUUUUACAAGAACUCUUUUGCAAAACAGAGUAAAAUCCACAGAAUCACUGGGAUUGAAUAAUUCUGAACCAUCUUAUACGUGGGGUCUAGUUUUACAAGGUUUACUGAAAAAGAAAAAAAGGAGAAAAAAGAAGAUUGUCCAACAAGAAGAAAAUAGAGACAACUGCGAAUUAGAUAAAGAAUGGUGGUAUUUCAUACGUGAAGAAUGUCUUGCCAGUGCACGUUUUCCGACUAUUGAUCAACCAAUUGCCGAAUCACUUUGUAUCUUAGCGGAUUUAGAUACUUGGCAUGUUGGAAUCAUCUCUAAUAAUAUGCCUUCACAUACUGCACCAUUACUAGUUGGAAUGUCAAGACUCGUUGCCAAUAUGUUGGAAGGCUUUGCUUAUUUAUGGCGAAAAUAUCAUUCAGCUUCACAAUGUAUAGGUAUAUUGGAAGCAAAACUAAAAGAAAUGUGGUUAAAAAGUGAGGCACUGGCUGAAAUGUUAUUAGCAACAGAAGUAUGCGAUGCCAGCGUUGCAAAUUUGACAAACGCUCUCGAUCUUGAUGCAGCGGAUAUACCACUUUUACUCGCGGUUGCAACCUCCCACUCGCCUGAGAUAGUCCAAAAGUUUGGUCUUACACUUACUUGAUUGUAUCUCAUUUUUAUUAUAAAUUUUACUUUAGGACAUAAAAUCCUUUCCUUGACCGAUAUAGCGGAAAUGUCUCAUUUACAAAACAUGGUUGUAGAUUGUUAUUGUUGUUAUUGGGUAAUAUUCCCAUUAAACUAUCGUCCGUUCUCUAAACAACAAAAAAGACACAUGAAUGUUCAAACAACUUCUUUUAAUCGACGUUUAAUUACGUUUAAUUGUUAAUGUUUGUAUAUGUUAUAAAAUGUUAAUUUAUUGUGCAAUAUAUUACAUCUAAUUUGCAUUUAAAUAUUAAUACUUAAAUAUAUAUUUUAUAAUAAAAAGAUUUUAGAAUGUUUAA
Molecule: messenger RNA, 5901 nt
Organism: Heterotrigona itama
Lineage: Eukaryota; Metazoa; Arthropoda; Insecta; Hymenoptera; Apidae
Source: the annotation of a GenBank genome assembly